AUGGCCACAAAUAUACACGCCCUGCUAUCAGACGCCCAGGACAUUGCUUCCAAGGAUCUAGCUGGUACCAAAACCCCCACCCAAGUACCCUCACCAUCGCCCUCACCCUCCUCCAAUUCUCUUCCUCAGCCUCAAACGCAGCCAAAAGCAAAGGUCCGAAGCAAGUACCGCCAUGUUGCAGCAUUACAUUCCAAAGUCCAACCAUCCGUCCUUAGUCAUGAGACUCCAGAGAGCCCUAGUUUCAUUGGAUUCCGCAAUCUCAUGGUCCUCACGAUCAUUGUCAUGAACCUGCGUCUCGUCGUUGAGAACGCUCGGAAAUAUGGCCUGCUCAUCACUCUUAAGUUCAGUCUCAGCAACCAUGAUAUGAGGACCGCCCUCAUUCUAUACGCACUCACCCCCUGUCAUCUAUUCGUGGCAUACAUCAUCGAGAAAGUUGCCAUGGAGAAUGCCAAAGGUGUCAUAGGCAGACGCAAGAAGGCGGACUUGGGCAAGAACGAUCCGCAGAUCGAGAAAGAGAACAAGGAUUUUUACUAUACCUGGUGGUGGAUUGCUGUCAUUCAUACCAUGAAUGCUUCUCUGGCCUUGCUGAUCACUAGCGUUGUCGUCUAUUGUUUCAUGGACAACCCAGGGCUCGGAGUCAUCAGUGAACUUCAUGCCAUUGUGGUAUGGCUCAAAACCUGUUCAUACGCAUUCACAAACCGGGAUCUUCGACAUGCCAUGUUGCACCCAGGAGGGCCCGAAUCAGCCUUGCCUGAACUAUACUCCAAAUGUCCAUAUCCACGAAAUGUCACUUUGGGAAACUUGUGCUACUUCUGGUGGGCUCCAACACUGGUCUAUCAGCCUUACUAUCCAAGAUCCGAUCGAAUCAGGUGGGCGUUUGUUGCAAAACGACUAGGAGAGGUGGUGGCUCUCAGUGUCUUCAUAUGGCUCACUUGUGCUCAAUACGCAGUCCCCCUCUUAGAGAACUCACUCAGUGGCAUGGCGGUUUUGGACUUCUCAUCCAUCCUGGAGCGAUUGAUGAAAUUGUCGACGAUAUCCCUCAUAGUGUGGCUUGCGGGAUUUUUUGCCCUGUUUCAGUCUUUUCUCAACGCAUUGGGCGAGAUUAUGAGGUUCGGAGAUCGACAAUUCUAUCAAGAUUGGUGGAAUAGCACAAAUCUGAAGACAUACUGGUCAACGUGGAACAAACCAGUAUAUCACUUCAUGCGGAGACAUAUCUAUUCGCCUCUGCUGGGCCGCGGUUGGUCUCAUCAGGCAGCCAGUAUGUGGGUAUUUGUCUUUUCCGGCUUCCUUCAUGAACUGGCGGUAGGCGUUCCAUGCCACAGCAUUCUCGGCGUUGCUUUCUUCGGUAUGGUUGCCCAGUUGCCCCUGAUCCUCAUAACCGAGUAUCUCCCCACCAAGGUCGGCACGGGUAAGGUCGUAGGGAACUGCAUUUUCUGGGUCAAUUUCGUGUUCGUAGGUCAACCCUUGGCCGCCAUGAUCUACUUUUUCAGUUACAAAUCGAAGCACGGUCAGUUGGGCGAGGCUAUGAACUAA
Exophiala bonariae is the source of this 1533-nucleotide messenger RNA. RefSeq lists its product as uncharacterized. Gene Ontology annotation, biological process: triglyceride biosynthetic process. Gene Ontology annotation, cellular component: endoplasmic reticulum membrane. NCBI's taxonomy places the organism in Eukaryota, Fungi, Ascomycota, Eurotiomycetes, Chaetothyriales, Herpotrichiellaceae. The record is from RefSeq and is a predicted model, not a curated record. The transcript has a single exon. Bases 1 to 1533 code for a protein of 510 amino acids. Gene Ontology annotation, molecular function: diacylglycerol O-acyltransferase activity.